This is a messenger RNA of Copidosoma floridanum, 2023 nucleotides long. RefSeq names its product reticulocalbin-2. Lineage: Eukaryota; Metazoa; Arthropoda; Insecta; Hymenoptera; Encyrtidae. Gene Ontology annotation, cellular component: endoplasmic reticulum. Gene Ontology annotation, molecular function: calcium ion binding. The record is from RefSeq and is a predicted model, not a curated record.
UCUCUCCAAAAAAACAGCUGACGAUGACGCUCGUGUCUGGUUUUUAACACGUCCGUGCGGCAGUUCGGCCGCUCUCUCGAGAGCCCUUCUCUCCCCGCGUCACCAUCGGCCCACGCAAGGAGAAGGGCAAAUAAAAAAAAACCCCGAGGGAAGAAGCCCGAGGUCCACGAGUGCCGGGGGUGCGACAGAACUUCAUCAGAAUGUUCGCGUUUCUGUUGCUAUUGUUGUGCGUCACGGCGCACAGUUCCCAGGCCGCGUCCGCACACAUCCACCAGCACAAGGCUGCCGGUAGUAAGGAACGCAUCGAGGACGGAGCCUUCGGGCCUGGGGUCAGCAAACACUACGGCGACGGCCAAGAGCAUCACUCCGAGUUCGAUCAUGAAGCCAUCCUCGGCAGCGUCAAGGACGCUGAGGAAUAUGAUAAGCUUCCCGUCGAAGAGUCCAAGAGAAGGUUGGGCCUGCUCUUGACCAAAAUGGACUUGAAUAACGAUGAGUUCGUAGACAGGCAUGAGCUUAAAGCGUGGAUUUUGCGUUCUUUCAAUAUGCUGUCUGAAGAAGAGUCAAAAGAGAGACUGGAAGAUGCAGAUGAAAACAGAGACGGUAAAAUAACUUGGGAGGAGAUUUUACAGGACUCCUAUUCUUCAGAUUUGGAGGAGCUCCCAAUAGAAGAUGAGACGUACUUAAAUGACAAGGAAACAUUUACCGUUGCCGAUCUUGACAACGAUGGGUAUUUAGAUGAGCAGGAAUUCAAAGCUUACACUCAUCCAGAAGAAACACCAAGAAUGAUAGAUGUACUUGUUAAUCAGGCACUCAGAGUAUACGACACGAACAAUGAUUCAUUCAUUGAUUUCCAAGAAUAUCUGCAGGAUAAGGCGGAAGGAGAAGGCAAAGAGUGGCUAAUUUCUGAAAAAGAAAAGUUCGAUGGGGAUUACGAUAAGAAUGCUGAUGGUAAACUGGACAUUGCCGAAAUGAAGACCUGGCUCAUCCCCAGUAGCGAGGAUAUUGCCAUCGAUGAGGUCAAUCACUUGUUUGGUGCAUCGGACGACGACCAUGACGACAGAUUAUCCUUUGACGAGAUUUUGGAACACCAUGAUGUCUUUGUGGGGAGUGAAGCUACUGAUUUUGGCGAUCACUUGCAAGACAUCGACCGUUUCCGAGAUGAGCUUUGAGAUUGGAUAAUGGAGCCCAAAUUUUGGAAAUUCUCAACUUUUUCGAGCCAUUACAAGAUCCCUCGUAAAAGGGCCUGUCUAAGAGCAUUUUUUAUAUUUGUCAAUGCCUGUGUUUUCUUCUUUAUUUAUUACGGUAUUUUAUUCCUGUAUAUAUGCGACAUUUAAGGACUUACUUUGGUUCUUGUUUUAAUAUGUUUUGUACCAAGAGCCUGCACUUACCUUCUAAAGCUAGAAAACAAAAAAGAUUUUGUCUUCCAAUGUACACAUCUAUCAUGUGCCAUAACUUAUUCUUGUCACUGGGGUAUUUUAAAUAACUUGCCUUUUCCAUGCUCAUAACCAGCAUAUCACUUUCAUAUAAGAAGGUACAAAAAUACAACAUUAUUAAGACUCUGGUUAACAUUAUAAACACAAAUGACUACAAUUAGUGGUCAAAUACUUAUUUGGCAUUGUGAGUUGUGUUAAAUUUUUUUGUCAACGUCCUUUUUGUAUUUAAGUUAGAUUAAGUAAUUUUAUUCAGAUUAAAAUACGUAUUUAUUGAUUAUAGGGAUACUUUUACCAUAAAAUAAAAUUAUAUUAAAUUUGUGGAUGCAGAGUAGAUAUCAAUAAACCCUUAAAGUACAACGAUGAAGUAUUUGUGAAUCUUCAAACUUUUUAAUACUCAGGUAUGACUAACUUUUACAACGCAUUUUAAACACACAGUUGAAAGUCUGUAUAUGAAAUUAAAUAAAUUACCAAUCAUGUUUUGACUUACCUCAUAUGAUUUUUCAAAAAUAUUGCCGUUCAUGCGCAAAACGUUCGUUGUUCUUGCAAAAGCUAUUUAUGUAUAAAAUAAAGUUUUCCAAAAACACGUUCAA